This is a messenger RNA of Lodderomyces theae, 2298 nucleotides long. It is a transcript of the gene DBP7, whose product is annotated as putative ATP-dependent RNA helicase. The transcript has a single exon. Gene Ontology annotation, biological process: ribosome biogenesis. Gene Ontology annotation, cellular component: nucleus. Bases 1 to 2298 code for a protein of 765 amino acids. NCBI's taxonomy places the organism in Eukaryota, Fungi, Ascomycota, Pichiomycetes, Serinales, Debaryomycetaceae. The record is from RefSeq and is a predicted model, not a curated record. Gene Ontology annotation, molecular function: ATP binding; nucleic acid binding.
AUGAGUGACGACGAUGGAUUGUUGUUGAACUUUGUUAUUCCUGAUAGUAAUGAUAGCAAAGCACCACUUGCUAACAAGAGUGUCAAAGUCAAAGGUGGGCGAUGGAAGGAUCGGAGAAAGUUGCAGUUAUCCUUGCAAGGAAGAACAAAGGAGAAAAAACUCAAAGGUGUGAAUGGUGUUGGUAUUGAAAACCCCCGAGUACCAAAACGGAAAGAAGUAGAUGAAGCUUCAAAGUCCAAGUCAAAUGAAUCAGUCCCAAGUGAAUUCAAGCGGGCCAAGUUUUCCGAAACCAAAGGACAAUCAGGCGGAAAGAACAAUUCGUAUGUCUCAUCAUUAUUCACCAAUAAUGAAACUGCAUCUCAACAUGUCACUGAUACGAAACCAACCACUGAAGAAAAGACGUAUCUACCAUCGAAUGCUCCGGUAAAGGGAGCAGCUACAUUCCUUGGUCUCGGAAUCAACGAAAAACUAUCCACUCAUCUCACAGAUCACCAGAGAUUCAAGUACCCAACCAAAAUCCAGAAAUUGGUUAUACCGAAUCUUUUGACUACCCAACGUGAUUUAUUUGUGAAAGCACAGACAGGUUCCGGUAAAACUAUGGCAUUCAUCUUGCCCAUCUUCCACAAAUUGAUGAUGGAGAAUAGACAUAAAAUCACGAGAGAUUCAGGUGUGUUUGCUAUAAUAUUGACACCCACACGGGAGCUUGCUAACCAAAUUUACUCAGUAUUGGAAAGCCUAGCUCGAUGCCAUCACACUUUGGUGCCGGGGAUUGUGAUUGGAGGAGAAAAGAAAAAGAGUGAGAAAGCAAGAUUGAGGAAAGGAGUCAACAUCUUGGUAGCCACGCCAGGUCGACUAGCUGAUCAUUUGGAAAACACAAAGUCGUUAGAUAUUAGUCAGUUGAGGUAUUUGGUGCUUGAUGAAGGUGAUAAAUUGGUAGAGUUGGGGUUUGAAGAGACUAUAUCCAAGAUUACUAGAAUUAUUGAUCAGAGCUCGAAAAUUGCCGAGACUAGUGAAAAAUGGCAAGGGUUACCCACAAGGAGAAUAAACAUGUUGUGUUCAGCCACAUUACAAAACAAUGUGAAGCAAUUGGGAAGUAUAAUACUUCUGAAUCCCGAAAUGAUUUCAGUCGAUAGGGAAGUUGAGGGUACGAUAUUAUUCGAUGAAGACACUGAUGGAGGAGCGAUGUCGGUUAGUAACUCUAGUGAGCAUGAGUCGUUUGCCCCGGAUCAAUUGAUUCAGGAUGUAUUGAUUGUACCGCCAAAGUUGAGAUUGGUUACACUUGACGCUUGUCUUUACAAUAUUGCAAAGAAAAUCGAACAAAAUGGUAUAGCAUCCAGAAGCAUGGUUUUUUACUCUUGUUCUGAUUCUGUCAAUUACCAUUUUGAUGUAUUUACUAGAGAUGGAAAAAAGCUAAAGAAGGUGAAGGAUGAAGAAACUGGUGAGAUUAAAACUGUUUUGGUGUCACCUGAAGACAGCACUGAUGAAAACGAUGCGGAUGACUCUGAAUUGACAGCACCGAUUAUCCAUAACAGUACAAUGGUCUACAAACUCCAUGGUUCAUUAUCACAGCAAACAAGAACUUCUAUUUUACAGAAUUUCAUCAAAGACGAUCGUAGAUUUCCACAUAAAGUUCUUUUCUGUACUGAUGUUGCGUCAAGAGGUUUGGACUUGCCAAACAUUGCAAAUGUUAUCGAAUACGAUGCUCCUUUCACCAUCGAUGAUCAUUUACAUAGAAUUGGUAGAUCAGCAAGAGUGGGUAACAAAGGUGAAGCUACGUUGUUCUUAUUGCCAGGUUUGGAAGAAGGUUAUAUCGAUGCUAAAUUGAAAGUUGUGCAUCCACGCGAGGAGAACUUGCGUAUUAAAAACUAUGAGCAAGUUUUGCAACAAGCAUUUGCUGAAAAAGAUGCAACUGGGAAAAACAAGCAUGACAAAUUGGGAAAUUGGGAUAUUCAUGCAACUACAUGGCAUUUGGAAGUGGAGAGAUGGCUAUUGGAGGAUUCUUCAGCAUUAUCAAAGGCUAGUCUCGCAUUCACAUCACACAUCAGAGCAUACGCCACGCAUUUAUCGCAAGAGCGGAAUUUUUUCAAUGUGAAGUUGUUGCAUUUGGAGCAUCUAGCCAAGAGUUUUGGAUUGAGAGAAACUCCCAAGAACAUAGGUAAGAAAUCGGGCAAAAAUAGCGAUAAGCAUCUUGAUGGCAUUGAUAAUGGUUCGAGAAGACCUAAAAAGGAAGAUCCAAGGAAAAAGAUGUUGAGGAUGGCGAAAUUGGCAAUCAAGUCUAAUAAUGAGUUCAAUUAUUAG